This is a messenger RNA of Ambispora leptoticha, 2497 nucleotides long. The record is from the annotation of a GenBank genome assembly. Lineage: Eukaryota; Fungi; Glomeromycota; Glomeromycetes; Archaeosporales; Ambisporaceae.
AUGAAAUAUUUAUGCGUUGCUGAAAAACCUUCAGUUUCCAAAUCUCUAGCACAAAUCUUAGCACAAGGCCUUGCACAUACUUCACCACGAACGGAGCAAUCAGCGAAUAAAUACAUCAAAAAUUAUAUCUUUUCAUUCCAAGAUAGCGCGGGUUUUCUUAAUGAAGUGACCAUAACAGCGGUAUUGGGCCACCUAACGGAAAUUGAUUUUAUAGAAGGAUAUAACUGGCAGGAAUGUAAUCCCAUUAGUUUGUUUGAUGCUCCCAUUCAGAAUACUAUUUCAAAAAAUAUGGCAGAUGUUGCUCAAAACUUGAAGAAUCGAUCUUCCAAUGUUGAAUGUGUCAUGAUCUGGACUGAUUGUGAUCGAGAAGGCGAAAAUAUUGGGAAAGAGGUGGUGGAAGUAUGUAGACAAAGAAAUUCACGGAUUAUUGUAAAAAGAGCGCGAUUUUCUGCCAUUGAAUCGCGUGCAAUUCUACAAGCUUGGUGGGCUUCGGUGAACUCCUCACUUGAACAACUUGAUAUGAAUCAAUCAGAUGCUGUAGAAGCACGAAUGGAGCUUGAUCUGCGCAUCGGGGCUGCAUUUACCAGAUAUCAGACUUUAGGAUUUCAAGGCGAAUUUCCGGGCAUAGAAAACAAUAAAAUUAUCAGCUUUGGUCCUUGUCAAAUACCAACCCUCGGUUUCGUAGUAGACAGAUGGGAGCAGAGAGAAAAUUUCACAGUCGAAAAGUUCUGGUAUAUAGAAGUUACUAUUAAGCAAGAUGAAAAAGAAGUAACUUUUAGAUGGACACGCGAGCAGUUUCCAAAAGAAGAACAAUUACAAGAAACUCCAAUUGAUCAAAGGGAGAAAACAGAGUUUAGCUGCUUUGAAGAAUUGUUUGCUGAAAUUUUUAUGAUUAAACUCGCUGGUCAUGACGCAGUUGUUACAAAAGUAAAUUCGGUUCCAAAAUCUAAAUGGAAACCUCGCCCUUUGACGACUGUAGAACUUUUGAAACUUGCAUCUAGGUUUCUACGAAUUAAUUCUGAUGCAGCAAUGAUUGCUGCGGAACGUCUAUAUCAACUCGGAUUCAUCACAUAUCCUCGAACAGAUACAGAUCAAUUUCCACCCAACACUGAUUUUAAAGGAAUAAUAGCCACUCUUAAGGGAGGUGCCGAAACUGCACUCAAUAAUAGACCUAACGAUGCAAACCUGAGAACUGCUGUCGAUUGGAUUCCAUUUUCUGAUGGCUUAUUAGCUGAUCAAUUCUCCUCCCCUCGAAAUGGAUCAAAGAACGAUGGAGCACAUCCUCCCAUUCAUCCCAUAAAAUAUCCCGAUACUUAUCUCGACCGCAGAGAAGAGCGAGAUUUGUUUAAUUUUAUUGUACGAUAUUUCUUGGCUUCAUGCGCUGAAGAUGCAAAAGGACAAGAGACGACAGUAGAGAUUAUGGUGGAGGAAGAAACAUUUCGCUUGGUUAUUCUUGAACGAAAUUAUCUCGAGGUAUAUCCUUAUGAGAAGUGGGGUGCGCGUGAUAUACCGGAUUUUCGUGAAGGUCAAGUUUACAAAAAUCCGUUAAUAGAAAAGAAGGAAGGAAAAACCUCACCUCCCGAGCUAUUAACUGAACCAGACUUAAUUGCAUGUCUUUACGAAAAUGAAAUCGGGACCGACGCCACAAUUCCAGAACAUAUUUCAAAAAUUUUUGUAAGAAAUUAUGCAGUCAAAGAACGUCAAGGCCAAAAAGAGUACAUUUAUCCAACAGAUCUUGGUUUAGCACUAGUGCAUGGGUACAGAGAAAUCGGAUUUGAAUCUUCAUUGUCUAAACCCUUUUUAAGGCGUAACUUGGAAAGAGAGUUACAGAUGAUCUGUCAAAAUCAAAAGACUAAAGAUGACGUGACUAGAACCUACGUACAAAAAUAUAGAAACAUGUAUGAUUUAACUCUUCAGGAAGAAGACAAAAUCGUACAGGCGUUUAUGCGUCAUUUAGGACCGCCAAAGACAUUACAACAUGACGGUUCAUAUUACCUUGGUGCCCGAAAAAUUGACAGAAGAAGGAUGCCGUUAUCCAAUAAUAAUAAUAAUUCGAAUUUCCCGAGGCCUCCACCGUCUCCACCAUUUGGACAAAAUAAUACAAACAGGAACAACAUCAAUGCUUCUCAAAAUAACGCGUUUAACUUCGGUGGUAAUAACACAACCCAAUCAAAUAUCACACGAAGUCCUACUACUAGAUUUAACCCUCGUGAAAAUUCUACAUGUUUCAAGUGUAAACAAAUUUGGCAUUGGGCAAGCGAAUGUACUUCAUUAGAGGGAUCCUCUAUCCAAGCAAAUAAUAGCACCAAUGACACAACUCGGACCUACUCACGCGAUCUCUCCUCUUACACAUGUUAUAUAUGUAAUGAGCCGGGACAUUUAGCACCUACCUGUCCAAAUCGCAACCGACAAUCAUCAUCAACUACUUCAUCAUCUACAUCUGGUACUAGACGUGGAACGGGUCGUGGAUCUAGAGGUAGCGGUACACGAGCAAGAG